AUGAACCAGGCAUUCGAACGCCAAUUACCAAUCCACAUCCAUACCAUGGAGCCUCGAUAUAAGCCUCUUCCGAUGCACGAACGGACAACAGACCAGGCCCUUACUUCGCGCCCAAAGUUGUUCCGCAGCUUUUGGAUCAUACCCCUUACGGUAGUCACGCUUUUCAACAUUGCCAUCUUGUUCGUCUCAUUAUACGUAUUACGCGCUGCAGGUCGGCUUGACAGCUCUGCUUCUACUCAUAACAAUAUCAAUUCACUUGCGACAAGCCUGCCCAUCGCUACAACAAAUGCGAAUGUUGCCGACAACGUGGCCAAAGUGGAACCUUUGCCUGUCGACUAUGUUGCCUUUCACUGGGACACGCCAUGGGGAAGUCGCAACGUCACGGAAGCGGAUCAAUUGUGGGAGAAAAUGAACACAGCGCACGGCCAUAUUGCGAUCGAUCAUGCCUGGGCGGCCGUAAACCAAGUAAGCAUCUUUUCAAGGAUACCGUUUCAUUCGAAUAACGCAAAGCCAUCUAGUGGCCACCCUCAAUGGACGUCCCCGGCAAACCGGGAAAGGGUCUGUACCUCCUGCAGGCCUAUCAUCAACUUCACUGUCUUGUACGUGCAUGCCUAUGCGAUCCCAUCAACAUGGGACAUAUUCCAACUGGGCGUAGUUGACAUCUCUUGCCAGCGUGUGAUCCGCUCCGUUUUUCUCUCCAUGUACCGUCAAACUCUUCCCGAUUAUCCCAUCCAUCAUGCUCAUCACUGCUUCGAUGCAAUCCGCCAGCACAUCAUGUGCAAUGCUGACAACACACCGUUGUAUGGCCACGGUGACGGCACAUCUGGAGAUGGCCAGAUGCAUCAGUGUAAGAGCUGGACUGCACUACGGAAUUAUGCGACACGAAAUUCAGCAUGCUUCCGAGAUGGUAAGCCAGGUAUGACUCUAGAGGAUCGAUUUGGGGUAUGUGACGAUGGGACUGAUGGGCUCGAAGAAGAGAUUUUCGCUCGUGAAGAUUGA
Parastagonospora nodorum SN15 is the source of this 999-nucleotide messenger RNA. RefSeq lists its product as hypothetical. Gene Ontology annotation, biological process: mycotoxin biosynthetic process. NCBI's taxonomy places the organism in Eukaryota, Fungi, Ascomycota, Dothideomycetes, Pleosporales, Phaeosphaeriaceae. Bases 1 to 999 code for a protein of 332 amino acids. The transcript has a single exon. The record is from RefSeq and is a predicted model, not a curated record.